AUGGAUCAACAGAAUCAGUCCGGGGUCCCUGGCCCCUCUGGGCGCAAGCUUCAUAUCGCCCACCGGAGAAGUCCGUCUGAACUUACCCCUCUGAUGAUGGAACAACUUGCCAUCCAGCAACAGAUUGAGCUGCUUCAGCAGCAGCAACAGCAAAUUGCCGCUACACACCAGCAAUACGUGAAUAUGGGCCUUCUCCAGCCUCAACAAUUGGGUCAGGUCAACGCAUUCUCUCCCGGUGGUUCCAUGGGUGGUGUUUCACCUCAGGUCAACGCCUUCCAGUUUCCCCAGCAGCAGAACCCACAGCAAGGGCAACAGCAGCUUGGUUUGCCCAUGAACGCCAAUCAACACUCCCACCGCCGCAAUCAGUCCGCCCUUCCCGGUCUCCCAAUGGGGGGCCCUCCCCCUGCUCCAUCCUCGGGCGCCUCUGGAUACGCCGAUUACAAUCAACAAGGUCAGAAUAAUCAGAAGAAUGAGAACCCCAAUCACGGCCGCGGUCGUGGAGGCCCGCCUGGUGGUGGCCACCAGCGCCGACACUCCCUCGCUCUGCCCGAGGCGAAGAAGGCCGCUGAACUCGCACAGCAGAAGAGAACAGCUUCUGGUUUCCAAUUCCCUGCUCCUGCCCCGGGUGCCGGUGCCUCCGAUAAUCAAUCCGGAUCGGAUGAUAAGCCCCAAGCCAGCACCUCUCCUGCACCCCAGGGACUUGGUCUGCAACGGGCCGGUAACAUUCGCUCUGGUGGCGGUGGCCACGGUCGAAGCCAGUCGAUGGCCAUUGGCGGCAGCCGAGGCUCUAUCUCUGGCCGUGGUGCUGGUGGUUUCCAAUUCCCUGCGGCACCCGCCAACGACGCUGGUCAGUCUGACAACCAGCGCCGAGGCAGUCAGCCUGGUCAUGCACGCACAGGGUCCCGGAACUUCGACGGCAACUGGCGCCAGCCUAACAACCAGAACCAGAAUCAGAACCAGAACCAGGACCAGCAGAAACCUUUCAAUCAGCAGCAAGGCGGCGGAUUCCAGCCCGGACACCGUUCACGGCCCUCUAUGAACCAGUCAAUGGGUUCCAUCGGUCAAUUCCAGUACCCUGGUCAACCCCAGCUGAUCCAGCUGCCUCAGGGACAGGUCAUGAUGGCCUCGCCUCAGAUGUUUGGUGGUCAACAGUUGAACCCUAUCCAGCUUGCACAACUGCAGGCUCUCCAACAGCAGCAAAAUGGCCAAGGCAUGGGUGGUCUUGGUGCAAGCCAGCACGCCCCGCCGCAGAUGUCUGUUCAACAACAGCAGCAGCAGCAACAGCAGCAACGCAAGACACUCUUUACCCCUUACUUGCCCCAGGCCAACCUGCCUGCCCUUAUUAGCAACGGUCAGCUGGUGGCUGGUGUUCUUCGUGUCAACAAGAAGAACCGUUCUGAUGCUUAUGUGACCUCCACCGAUCUCGAUGCCGAUAUCUUCAUUUGUGGUAGCAAAGACCGGAACCGUGCUCUGGAGGGUGACUUCGUCGCCAUCGAGCUCCUAGAUGUCGACGAGGUUUGGACUCAGAAAAAAGAAAAGGAGGAAAAGAAGAAGCGCAAGGAUAUCACCGAUGCUCGCUCUGGCAGCAACGCGGGUAACGACAAGCUGGGUCGCUCUGACUCCAACGGUGAUAGACAGGAGGUCGGACCGGACGGAAGUAUCCGCCGUCGUGGCAGUCUUCGCCAACGACCCACACAGAAAAAGAAUGAUGACGUCGAAGUCGAAGGCCAGAGCCUUUUGCUAGUCGAAGAGGAUGAGAUUAGCGACGAGCAGAAGCCCCUUUACGCUGGACACGUUGUUGCGGUCAUUGAGCGCAUUGCUGGACAAAUGUUCUCCGGAACUCUGGGUCUUCUUCGCCCCUCUAGCCAGGCUACAAAGGAGAAGCAAGAGGCUGAGCGCCAGGCGAGAGAUGGUGCUCACGGUCGUCACCAGGACCGCCACCAGGACAAGCCUAAGAUUGUCUGGUUCAAGCCCACAGACAAGCGUGUUCCUUUGAUCGCUAUUCCCACCGAACAAGCCCCACGGGACUUCGUUGAGAAGCACCAGGAUUAUGCCAAUCGCAUCUUUGUUGCCUCCAUUAAGCGUUGGCCUAUCACUUCUCUGCACCCCUUCGGUACCUUGGUGGAACAGCUCGGUGAGAUGGGUGACUUGCGGGUUGAGACGGACGCUUUGCUCCGUGACAACAACUUUGGCUCUGAUGAGUUCUCUGACGCUGUUAUCAAGAGCAUCGGUUACGAGGAAUGGUCCGUUGCGAACGAAGGCGAUGCCCUAGCUUCGCGCCGUGACUUCCGUGAAGAGACCAUCUUCACUAUCGACCCCGAGGACACCAAGGCGCUGGAAGAUGCCUUCCAUGUUAAGAAGCUUGCCGAUGGAAAGAUCGAGAUUGGUGUUCACGUCGCUGAUAUUGCUCACUUCGUCAAGAGCAACUCACUUGUUGACCGCGAGGCCAAGAAGCGUGGUACCGCAGUGUACCUGGUCGACCGCGUCAUGAACAUGCUGCCUUCUCGAGUCUCUACCGAGCUUUGCUCCCUUGUUCCUGGCGAGGACCGCCUGACUGUCAGCGUUGUCUUCAAGGCCAGCCUUGAGACUGGUGCCAUUGAUGAUGAUGUUUGGAUCGGAAAGGGUGUUAUCAAGAGCGCCGGCCGUCUCAGCUAUGAAGAGGUCAAUGCGGUGAUUAACGAGAAAUCGGAUAAGACCACAGCUGGUAUCACCUCAGACAACAUCCAACUGUUGAACACCAUUGCACACAAGUUCCGUGAUGCCAGAUUCGGUAACCGGGCGACCAAUGUUCCUUCUCUGCGUAUUUUGCAGCAGCUUGAUGACGAGAAUGUGCCUGUGGAGUUCAACAUUUUCGACUCUACCCCAGCUCACGAGCUCGUGGAAGAGCUCAGCCGCCAGGCUAACUUCUUCGUCGCCCGUAAGAUUGCUAGUGCUAUGCCUGACAAGGCAUUCCUCCGUCGCCAGCCCUCUCCCAACCCUCGUCGCCUGACGCUGUUCGUGGAGAGAAUGAACCGACUCGGUUUUGGCAUGGAUGCUUCUAGCAGUGGAACUUUGCAGAGCACACUCUGCAAGGUUGAAGACGUCGACCUUCGCAAGGGAAUGGAAACUUUGCUUGCGAAGGCUAUGCAGCGCGCCAAGUACUUUGUUGGUUCCAGUGUGGCUGAUGACCAGCGUCUGCACUACACCUUCAAUGUGCCUGUCUACACUCAUUUCACCAACCCAUCGCGGCGCUACACCGAUAUCAUUGUGCACCGCCAGCUUGAGUCGAUUCUUUCGGAUGGAGCUAUCGAGUUCACUGAUGAUAUUGAAUCUUUGACCAAGACUGCCGAUCUUGCCAAUAACAAGAAGGAUUCGGCCCACAAUGCUCAGGAGCAGAGUGUUCACAUUGAAGCUUGCCGUAACAUGGACCGAAAGGUUCACGAGAUUGGCGGCGAUCUCAUCAGUGAGGGUAUUGUCCUUUGUGUUUACGAAUCUGCCUUUGACGUUCUCAUUCCUGAGUACGGUUUCGAGAAGCGUGUUCACUGUGACCAGCUGCCGCUUAAGAAGGCUGAGUACCGCAAGGAUAGCCGCGUGCUUGAGCUCUACUGGGAGAAGGGCGUUCCCUCUUCCGCGUAUGUUCCCGAGGAUGAGCGUCCUAAGCCUGGAAACUCGCGUGCUGCUCAAGCGGCUGCUGCUGCCCGUGAGGCCGAGGCUGCCCGUGAGCGUGCCCGUGAGCGUGAUGAGGCGAUGCGGAAGCAAACAGAGACUGGUACCAUGUCCGCAGAUGACGUUAAUGCGCUCUUUGAUGAUGACGAUGAUGUGGACGAGGUGACUGAAUUAGCUGCCGGCGUGUCUCUUAACUCGGCUGACCGGUCGACCCAGAGCAUGCCCCCUUCGCCGACUCGCAACGGCCACCUCCCGCAGGCUCCCCACCGUACUCGCUCUGACCCAAAGAUUGCCUCCAGCACCAGCGAUGCGCCAGAGAGCAAGAUGACCAACAAGGAGAAGUACCUGAAGCUGUUCAAGCUGAGAGAGGAGGAUGGCGACUUCAUCCAGGAUGUCACCGAGAUGUCCCGUGUUCCCAUCAUCCUGAAGACCGACCUGAGCAAGAGCCCACCAUGCCUUACCGUUCGGUCUGUGAACCCUUACGCUCUGUAA
Penicillium verhagenii is the source of this 4137-nucleotide messenger RNA. It is a transcript of the gene ssdA, whose product is annotated as mRNA-binding translational repressor SSD1. Gene Ontology annotation, cellular component: P-body; exosome (RNase complex). Bases 1 to 4137 code for a protein of 1378 amino acids. NCBI's taxonomy places the organism in Eukaryota, Fungi, Ascomycota, Eurotiomycetes, Eurotiales, Aspergillaceae. Gene Ontology annotation, biological process: mRNA catabolic process. The record is from RefSeq and is a predicted model, not a curated record. The transcript has 5 exons. Gene Ontology annotation, molecular function: RNA binding; 3'-5'-RNA exonuclease activity.